AUGGCAUCCGACGACAGCAGUCCUCUCCCGACGGAAAAGUCCGUGAUUCAACGUCUCGAGGACUGGGGCACAUCCUCGCUUCCGCCCUCGCUGCUCGCCACCCUCGUCACGGCCCUGCACGCCCGCCCGAUGCAGGCCGUCCCGCUCUUCCUCUUCACGCCGACGCUCCUCUUCUCCUCGUACCUGAAUCUGUCGGGCUUCACCACGGCCAGCGCCGGCCUGACCGCAGCCUGGUCCGGCCUCUACGCCCUCCUGGCCCUGCGCCGCCGCCAGGGCCUGCGCGCCAAGUUCACCCCGCGGGGCGUCGUCCGCGGUUCCGCCAUUGGGCUCGGCGCGGCCAAUGCCGUCGCCGGCGGCUGGGUCUACAUGAAGGGCGACUUCAAGGCGGACGAUGAGCGCCGUCGCGAGCGGAAGCGCUGGACUGGCGAUGUCUCCGGAGCUGUUCCGGCGUCGUGUCGGACCAAUGUCAAAAGUCGGUAUGCUGAGAGAAAGAGAGUUCCCCGCAACUUUGUACUAUAA
Molecule: messenger RNA, 519 nt
Organism: Akanthomyces muscarius
Lineage: Eukaryota; Fungi; Ascomycota; Sordariomycetes; Hypocreales; Cordycipitaceae
Exons: 3
Coding region: 1-519 (172 amino acids)
Source: RefSeq, a predicted model, not a curated record